Fukomys damarensis (Damara mole-rat) is the source of this 884-nucleotide messenger RNA. It is a transcript of the gene Rab7a, whose product is annotated as RAB7A, member RAS oncogene family. Gene Ontology annotation, cellular component: late endosome; lysosome; phagocytic vesicle. Bases 205 to 828 code for a protein of 207 amino acids. Gene Ontology annotation, biological process: phagosome-lysosome fusion; endosome to lysosome transport. Gene Ontology annotation, molecular function: GTP binding; GTPase activity. The transcript has 6 exons. Lineage: Eukaryota; Metazoa; Chordata; Mammalia; Rodentia; Bathyergidae. The record is from RefSeq and is a predicted model, not a curated record.
AAGUGGGAGCGAGGCUGGAGCCUUGGCCAUAAAGCCCGAGGCGGUGGCGACAGCGGCCGUGUUGGAGGCUGGGAGAGCGCGACGGGACCUGCGGGAAGCAGAACUUGGUCUUCCCUGCCCGUGCCCUUCGUCGUCUCCUUCUCAGCGGGAGCCCUUGCGACACGCCGGGCCCGGAGUCCCCAGCGCAGCGGUCGCGUUUGAAGGAUGACCUCGAGGAAGAAAGUGUUACUAAAGGUUAUCAUCCUGGGUGAUUCAGGGGUCGGAAAGACAUCACUUAUGAACCAGUAUGUGAACAAGAAAUUCAGUAACCAGUACAAAGCCACAAUAGGAGCAGACUUCCUGACCAAGGAGGUGAUGGUGGAUGACAGACUAGUCACCAUGCAGAUAUGGGACACAGCCGGUCAGGAAAGGUUCCAGUCCCUUGGUGUGGCCUUCUACCGUGGCGCAGACUGCUGCGUGCUGGUGUUUGACGUGACGGCCCCCAACACGUUCAAGACCCUGGACAGCUGGAGGGAUGAGUUCCUCAUCCAGGCCAGCCCCCGGGACCCGGAGAACUUCCCCUUUGUUGUGCUGGGGAACAAGAUUGACCUCGAAAACAGACAAGUGGCCACGAAGAGGGCACAGGCCUGGUGCUACAGCAAAAACAACAUUCCCUACUUCGAGACCAGUGCCAAGGAGGCCAUCAAUGUGGAGCAGGCGUUCCAGACGAUCGCACGGAACGCGCUUAAGCAGGAGACAGAGGUGGAGCUGUACAAUGAAUUCCCCGAACCCAUCAAACUGGACAAGAACGACCGGGCCAAGCCCUCUGCCGAGAGCUGCAGUUGCUGAGGGGCGGCAGGCGCCGAGCACAGAGUCCUUCAGAACCAAGAACACACUUAGGCCUU